AGUUAAACUGUGGGCGCUAUGGAUGCGUCUGUUUUGCGUAUUUUUAUUUUCUAUAUUUUCCUUUUUCGAUCUUUAUUACUAUAAUUUUCGCACUGUAUUAUUCUGAUAUUUUGUAUGUGUAGCUUAUUUAUAAGAAGCUGCCAUUAUAAUAUCCAUUGUUUCAACUGCGGGUGUUUAAGUCAACGCCGGCUUUGUUGUUGUGAAUGUUUCUUUCUUAUUGAUUUUCCUUGUUCAACAUGAGUAACCUGGACAAUGUUCCAGAAGACCGUGGGCCAGCAAAACGAAAGGUGAAACCAGUUGAACCACAGUCGCUGCUGGAUUUCGAUAUUGGAGAAGGGGAGAGCUCAGAUGAUUCAGAUUUUCGAAUCGAGGAUCACCCGGAGGAAAGUGAUGAUUACUCCAUUAACACUGACGAUGAAAAAAAAGAUGGUGCCAACAGUGGAUCAUCUGAAGAUGAGUCUGAUUCUGAUCUUGAACAUUUCAAAACAAACAGCAAUAAACUUGGAGAAGAGGUAUCAGUCACUGACUUACUGGAGUCAGCAAAGAAGAAAGAGUUCAAGUUUCCAACAGAUUUUGGCAAUAUGCUGAUAUGUGCUGGCUGUCUUGGUUCCCGCAGUGAUGAUUUCAAUGAGAUAGUUGUAUGCGAUGGCUGCGGCGUCACAGUGCAUGAAGGUUGCUAUGGUGUGUCGGAUGUGGCCAGUGAGUCAAGUACAGUCAGUUCAGCCUCCACAGAGCCCUGGUUCUGUGAGGCGUGCAAAGCUGGGGUCACCGACCCUACUUGUGAACUUUGUCCAAAUAAAGGUGGCAUUUUCAAAGAAACAGAAGUUGGAGCAUGGGUGCAUUUAGUUUGUGCAUUAUAUGUACCAGGAGUUGCAUUUUCUGAGGUGGAGCACCUAUCGGGCGUGACGUUGUUCGAGAUGGCGUACUCGCGGUGGGGCGCGCGCGCCUGCGCGCUGUGCGAGGACGUCACGCUCGCGCGCAGCGGCGUCUGUGUUGGCUGCGACGCUGGCAUGUGCAAAACUUACUUUCAUGUCACUUGCGGACAACGCGAAGGUUUGCUAGCUGAAGCACAUUCUGAGGAGGCCGAGCAAGCAGACCCGUUUUACGCUCAUUGCCGGCUACAUUCAGAUAAGGCGCUAGUCAAGAAACGUAAGAGAAACUGGCUGGCUAUGCAGCUUAGAACUGAAAAAAGGAGGCAAGAGCUACAAAGUAAUGUAACCACAGAUGAAAAGCUUCGUUUCCAGAGGAAGCUUGAAAAAUGCAGGCGGAAGUAUUUGCAGCAGAAGGAAAAUAGGAACCCGCCAUGGGUUCCCACACAAAAAAUGGCGCGGAUGCUCUAUAGCAGUGCAUCUGCGAUGAGGAAGUUCAAGCACAAGGCUGAAUGCAUGGGCAUUGACAUACACGCCUUAGAAUUCCAAGAUGCGCAGAUGGCAGCACUGCGCGACGUGUCUCGCCGUUGGCACGUCCCUCCAGCUUUCUCCGUGGAGUUCGUGGGGUAUUACUUGGAUAGAAAUGCUCGCGUGACAUCACUGAGAAAUUCUUUGAAGCGACUCACGGAUGAAAAUGAGAAGUUAUUGGCGGAAGACGACAAAUUAAGGAAUGAUUAUGAUAUGGCAUCAAAAGAAAAUACAGAAGCGUUAGCAGAGUUAGCAUCAACGCGGGAAGCCCUACAGAAGAUAUACAACGCGAUCGUGAUGGUGUGCCCUAAAAAAACGCCGCCGCCCGUCAUUGAGGACAAACCUUUACUACCGCCUGUCAUUCCACGAUCAACGCCAAAAGUCACACCGCAGCAGUUGCAGAAACGCAGGUCAAUGCCUGUGCCCACCGCUGCCGCACUUAAGAUGGGCGUUGGUUUUCCUCUUAGCGACAACCCGGACGCUCGCCAAGGAAAAGUAUUGUCUACUUCUCUGGAAGCCGGUGGGUUGGCAGCGCGCGAAUGCGCAGUGUGCGGGCGCAGCAGCGAGCAGCACCUCAUGGCGGCCUGCGACACGUGCGGCCAGCACUACCACCUGCACUGCUUGAGGCCGCCGCUGCAGAGGCCGCCGAAGAAGAGCAAGCUUUACGGAUGGCAAUGUUCUGAAUGUGAUAAGACUUCUGACUCGGAACCUGAAGUUUUGGAGAAGAAAGUACCUCGACGAUCUCGUAUACGGUACAGCAAAGACGGUGCCAUCAUAACUGAGCCCGCUAGCCCCGGGUCCACUCCCAACUCUCCACCGCCAAAACCCAAACCUGGAAAAUCACACAAAGACAAGUCCAUAAAAAUUGCAUCCGCAGAAAACAUGUCACCGAUUAAAGUCACAAUAAAGCCGUUCGAAUUCAGCAGCGAAAAUGAAAACGAGGUGAAGAAAAAGGAUAAGAAAAUGAAAAGGUCUAAACAACCCAAAGAGCAUGCCGCAGGAUCGGCUGGGGAAAGCGACAGUCCUUCUAAGAAACUCAAGAGGAGUUUCACUUCACCGACUUUGACGAAUACCCCUCUAAUGUCUAUAACCCCAAUUGUCGCCGAUAGUCCUAACGAUUCACACAACGAAAAUUCGAACGCAUCCAAUGUAGCUCCAACAAAACGCGAUGAAAGUUUUUCCACACAGAAUCUAUCGUUCUCAUCUCUUCUAAACGAUUCUAAAGAGAGAGACAGCAAGACGAUAGAGAGUUCCAUUGAGAGUACUCUGGCGAAUCUCUCUUCGGAUAUUGCAACGUACAAAGCUAAUAGGAAGAGGAGGAAAGAGAAACAUCGCUCGAGGUACUCGCCUGAUUUCAUGCGGUCGCCGUCGAAGUCACACAAGCAUAAACGAAAGAAGAAAACACAAGAUAUGGAGAACCCGGAAACCCCGCAUCCAAGGAUUACCAUUAAGAUAAAACCAAUUCCCAAACCGGACGGCUCUUUGGACACACAAAUGUUUUACGUUCCAACUGACAGUAAUGAUGGACCACCGCCAUCUGUAAUGAAGAAAUUGUCUAUGACUGGAGCGGAGGCGUCGCCGCCUGCGCAACCGGAAGCACUCGCAGCCGCAACAGAAGUGAAUACACCUCGUUCGCGAAAUGCGCGCCCUCGCGGCGGCGCGGAGGCGGCGGGCGCGUCCCCCGCCGCCGCGCUCACGCCCUUGACGCACUGCGACGUGUGCGCGGCCGCCGGCGACCCCUCCAACCUCGUCAGAUGUGACGAAUGCUACAAACGCUAUCACUUCACCUGUUUGGAACCGCCUCUUAACAAAAAUCCGAAAAAGCGUGGCUAUUCCUGGCACUGCGCGGACUGCGAUCCCACGGAUGUGGAAGAAAAUAAUUAGUGUUAAGUAUAAGUACAUUAGGUAUUUUUAAGUUGUCUAAAUAAAAUCUAUUUUAUUAAAUAAAAGUAAUUGACAACAUUUCAAAUUUCUAAAAUAUAUUUUUAUUUUUUACUUGUUUCAUUCUAAAAGGAUGUAACAACGCAAUGACGUCAUCUGUAUGAACUUAUCGAGUUUUACACCUUUGUCAACGAUUUCAGUCUGUAUAAAGUAAAACAACCAACCAAACCAACUUGACAUUAUUGACACUCAAGUGUUUUGUAUACAAAAAUAACCUAUGAAUUCUUAUUUUGUUUUCACUUUUCGUUAUGUUGUUUUAUGUCAGUAAAGAACAAUCAUUGUCGAUUUUUUUUAUAAAGUACUUUUGGCAUAUAAAUAGACUGUCAGCUCUGAUACUGGAUUUUCAGUUUGUCAAAAAUAAAUCGAUAAAAAUCAACGAAUAUUAUUUGGAUGCAGAAUGGUAAAAUGAAAAAAAAAAAACAGUUAUUUUUGUUUAGGGUCUUGAAAAUAUGAAAUGUUGUAAAUUGUGAUGAUCUUGUUUUUUCCGCAAUCUUUAUUCAUGUGUUAUAAUGAUUAAGAAUUAAUGUUUCCUUUAUUCAAGUAUGACUACGAUGUAUUCAUGUAUCUAUCUGUAGUAGGUACUUAGUACAAUAAAUACAAACAUGAAAAUAAA
Messenger RNA from Amyelois transitella, 3951 nucleotides. Its product is annotated as PHD finger protein 14. The record is from RefSeq and is a predicted model, not a curated record. Lineage: Eukaryota; Metazoa; Arthropoda; Insecta; Lepidoptera; Pyralidae. The coding region runs from base 237 to 3281 and encodes 1014 amino acids. Gene Ontology annotation, biological process: regulation of transcription by RNA polymerase II. The transcript is spliced from 20 exons.